AGCCGCUGGCUGCUUGACCUUAAUACUAACAUGCAGUCAUAUUUCGUAUUCGUCAUUAAUUAACAAUAAUCGGGUAUUAAAAUGACCCAUUGUGAUUUAGUAUUUCUCAUUACGUGUUAGUAAGCGCGGGUUGCAACACGUUUGGCUAGUUCUGUUUAUUUUUAAAAUGCAUUAUAAGUUUUACUUGUUUUUUGCUUUGUCCGUUAUAUGCAUGUAUAACGUGAACGCGAUGCCGAGGGAUAGUAGCGCGUUUAAAAUCGAUUCUGUGUCUGGAAUACCGGAAACAAAUGUCUUAAAAGACAAAGAUCCGACUAAGGAAAGUGUAGUCACUAUACCAGGCCAAGUUCUAUGCAAAUAUGAUAAAGGAUCCGAAGAACCAUUAGAGGACGUGGUCUGCCAGGAACAUUGCUUACCCAAAGGUUACUCAUACGGGAUUUGUGUUGGUGGCAAAUGUAGUUGUAUUUAGAAAUAUAUAGAAAAAUUCUGUAUAGUUAUAUAAUUUUGUUAUAACAAUUAAAACAACUCCUUUUUUAAAAUUAUUUUAAGACAAAUAAUUGUAUGAAUACCUUUUAUGCAU
This is a messenger RNA of Pieris rapae (cabbage white), 577 nucleotides long. RefSeq lists its product as uncharacterized. The record is from RefSeq and is a predicted model, not a curated record. The transcript is spliced from 2 exons. NCBI's taxonomy places the organism in Eukaryota, Metazoa, Arthropoda, Insecta, Lepidoptera, Pieridae. The coding region runs from base 167 to 466 and encodes 99 amino acids.